AUUCCAGUUAUCUCAAAUGGGUUUCUCACCCACGGGUGUGUAAGAAAUGUAUGUUCGAUGCACAAAAAUGAUUUUUAUUGUGUCACUUUUAGCGGCUAUUUAUAUAUGGUUCUGAAGAGAAUCUAUCCGUCUGUUGAAAUGAGAUGGUAAUGUGUGUUAGUAAUGUAAUUGAAUUUGUGCAGAAAAAAAUACUUCUUGGUUUGGGUACAAAAUUACCGGACAUCAGAAGUUUUUAAUACGAAAUUACAUAACAAUAUUAUUUUGUAUGAAUACUCCAAUGAAUAUUUCGGAUGGCUAAUGCCAUUGACUCUUGCAGCUAUAUGGCCACGAUGACUGUACUCGAGCCAUCCUUUAGUAUGCGAAAUGCUGGACUUUCUCAUCAAUAACAUCUUGGCCUUUGUGAAUUUUAGGCAUUUGGGCAAUAAGUGGAUAUCCCCAUGCACACCAAUGUGUGCUCCCUUAAUUCUUACUGAUCUGUUUCUUUAUGCAUAUAUGAAUCGAAAUUUCUGCUCGGAUAGGCAAAAUCUAAACAAAGGACUUUGGCCAACAAAAUGUAACUUAUGCUUCAGUUAAUCGAUGAUCUGAUAUCGUUUAUAAUAAUGGUCAAAUGGCCAAUUCGGGUCCACUGAUUUACCCAUGCACCUGAACGAGAAGCACAUGAGAAAAGUGAAGUAAAUCCAUGUUUCAUGUUUAAAUCUGUGCUUAAAAAUGAAAAAACUAUCUACACUACUGUAUGACAAGAGGGGCGACUUUACCUCUCCAACAAUCAACCUUACCUUUUUGUCGAGCAAUAUUCCAGCAGUUCUAUCAUUUUGAGGUACUAUCGAGCAUUCUCAUACUGCGUAUUUAAGAUUCAAAGAGCGCAAUACGACUCUUCUCCAAAACCUAUUUCAUCAGGGUUACAACAUUUAAGGCCUCGGUAAAGCUUUCAAACAUUUUAUGGAAAACAGGUGGAGAACAUUUCUAAAUUUGAUGCACCAGUGACCAAACUGACGCUCGAUGCAGUUCCCUAUUUUGACUUGUACCAUACGUGCCCGUGUGGGGUUUUUUCAUGUGAACAUUUGACUUGCCUUUUCAUGUGUUUGUGACGGGUGCCACCGGUGGAUAAGGAUAUACGCUCAACCUUUCGCGAACAUCUGGUAUACCAUCUUUAUUUGAUGGUGAUACAUAAACACAAGUUUAUGAUAUAACCUCUUGCGCAAAAGAAACACAUGUUUGAUGGUGGCAAAACUGAGACUAACAAUAAUUGUUUUUUCGAUAACGAUGUAUUUUAUACGGGUAUCAUAGUUGUGUUUUGAUUCUGUUUUGUGCAGUGUUUCGGCGACUGGUUUCACCCCAGUAACGUUUUGAUAACGAUUUCAUUUUUGUUGUUGUUUUUUUUGUUUUGCAAACCCAAUUUCAAGUGUAAACUUGUUUUUGCCUGGCAAUUUUUUUACGAAAUCUUACAAUGGACUUGGUCAUGUAACGAGAAGUUGAGUUAUUUUGUUAGUGAUUUCUUUACAUCCGUGUAAUAAGAAUCUAUAAUUAGAAACUAAUUGUCUCAUAGCGAAGAAAGUGUUGAUCAUAUUUGAGAUUCAUUUUUACCAUCCUGUGGCUAACUAUUCCAUUUUGCCGGUAAUUAAAGUUACCGAUCCCAUUUCGUUUUUGAUUGAGCUAACCAUAUAACAUUGACAACAGGAAGUUGUCGCAAGGUGGCGCUACGAUGGGUUGCUAUAGGUGACGUCAAGCCAGUUCCUGUGCCAGUUCAGGUCGUUUGACAGAACGUCAGAAGUAAAUCUACACGUUUUAAGAUGUUAAUGUACUUUGGAAUAUGCCGCACUGUCUUGGAGUUUAUCUUUUACAAUUAGAGAUCAUGAACAGACUUGAGGAGCAAGUGGAAAAAGCAAACGGCUCCUAUCAAAGAUCCUGUUUUAGUAGGUCCAUAUCAUGGCAAGGAAUACAAACAAAAAUCCUGUGAUUGUUGUCACUGCAAAAUGAAAGAUAUGCCGACCAAUGGAGAGACUGCAGCGAGCAUCAAUAGCCAGCACUCCAGUGUUGAGUCUGGUGUGGAGAUCACGGCCACUUCAUCUCAACCAAACCAUGAGGGGCAUGAGGUGCCAGAGAAGCGACCCACCCCUUAUGAGAGACUGUCACAUGAUCUCAGCAAUGACAACAAGUGUAUGAAAGAAAUCACUCUUGGAAAGAGGAUAGGAUUUUAUAGAAUACGAGGAGAACUUGGAACUGGCAACUUUUCCCAAGUUAAAAUGGGGAUCCAUGCCUUAACCAAGGAAAAAGUUGCCAUCAAAAUAUUGGACAAGACCAAGUUAGAUUCUAAGACACAGCGAUUGUUGUCACGAGAGAUUUCCAGCAUGGAGAAGCUGCACCACCCAAACAUUAUACGUCUGUAUGAGGUGGUAGAGACCCUUGCCAAACUACAUAUAGUCAUGGAGUAUGCUUGCGGAGGGGAACUCUUCACGAAACUGUCCAACGAAGGCAAAUUGCCUGAAGCUGAAGCCAAAUUACUUUUUGCUCAAGUCGUAGCUGCUGUUGAACACAUGCAUGACAACAACAUUAUUCACAGGGAUCUGAAGGCUGAAAAUGUGUUCUAUGCAUCUCCAAAGCUAGUCAAAGUGGGAGACUUUGGUUUCAGUACAUGCAGCAAGCCUGAACAAACUUUGAAUACAUUCUGUGGUUCACCCCCAUAUGCUGCACCAGAGCUGUUUAAGGAUGAGAGUUACUUUGGAACAUAUGUAGAUGUGUGGGCACUCGGUAUCAUGCUGUACUUCAUGGUAACUGGCAUAAUGCCUUUCCGUGCAGACACUGUCGCCAAGCUGAAAAAGUGCAUCCUUGAAGGUAGCUACACCAUUCCGUCCUAUGUGUCUGACAGCUGUCAGUUUCUUAUACGUAGUAUUCUCAAAAACAUUCCACAAGAUCGUUUCACUAUCACCGAAAUGAAGCGAUCUGAUUGGCAAGAAGGACAGGACUUUCCAGCCCCCCUGGAGCCAUUCAAUAUGAACCCUAGUACAGGUUCAUUGUCUUUAGGUGAAGAGGAAAAGGAAGCAAGGAAGAUUAUGGACGACCUUGGCAUUAGUGAGGAUCAUUUCCGUCAAAUGAAUGGGAGAGAUUCCAGGAACAGCAUCACAGGGACAUAUCGUAUUGUGUUGCAUCGUGUGCAGAAGAAACAUUCAGGCGUUGUUGAGGGCAUGACCUCAUCUACAAGGGAUGUCAGCCUCAGUGAUCGGAAUCAUGGCCGAUUCCAACCUUCGUCCAAACAACAGUCAAAAUUCUGCGUCAUAUUGUGAUAUUUGUUUCUACAUCAAUUGUAAUACCUUGGUUUAAACAAAAUUACCUGGAUGGGUCUAUGUGGCAAAACUGAAAUGGUCAGAACCAAACAUUUGUGGACAAAAUCAUUUUGGAAAGUAUGCAUAUCAUUCAUAACAAAUUUGUCAAAAUGAAGAAAUAUCCCUUGUUUUUGUUAUAUAUGGACAUGGGCAUGUAAGUGAUCAUGUUAGAUAAUUAGUCGAUGAUAUGUUUUGCUAUGUAUCUUGUUUUUGAGCUGACAUCUACUGUUUAAACCAUGAUAUUGCAAAAUUGCUAGAACAUGUUUUUUUAGCCAGUGUAGAAUAUAGUCAAGUUUUCAAGUAUUAUUUUCUGAAGGGCACUAUCAGUGAAAAUGACAGAAAUGUAACAAAUUCCUCGAAUAAGGACUUUACAAAUCCGCUUUUUAAAAAGACAAACACAGAAAUAUUGCUUCACGACAUUCCACUACAAAUGUUUCUGUCAUAUCUCUUUUUUAUAUUCUAAGUCAUUACUGUGUGCUUGCUGUCUUUAAGAACAAAUUAACCUCUGUUUCAUUUUGCUCCAUUGGUCAUGUUGGUCCUGAGCUUCACUCACAUACAUCCUUUAAUUCAAAUUAUGUCACAUGUUUCAAGUUCAAAUAGUAUUUGUUUAUUCAGUUUGAAAAUGUUGCAGGUACUUUGUUUUAUUACUAUGUUAUUUUAUCAUGUUGAGGUAUUCAAAUGGUUUUAGAGUAUGUUCUUUAUGCAUUAUGACCUAUAUGCCAACCUUAAAGGCUAUGUACAAGUACAGAAUUUGUAAAGUUCUUUUCCCCAACUCUUUUCUUACCUCAGAGAUCAUGAAUGUUUUAUGCAGCCACUACAAAUAACAUUUGGAAGCUCCAGUGAGAAGAGAACACAGUCCUGUUCUGAUUUACAGGUGCCUUGUUGUCCAGGUUGUUGAAUUCACAACUCUUUAUAUCAUAUUACAGAUUCUUUACCCAGUGUAACAAGGUUCUCAAAACUGUUUUUGUACAGAACUGAAUCUCUCACUCACAUUUGUUGAUAAGAAAUAAUAGGCAACUAUUAGGUCUCAUUUUGAGAAUGUGUAUUUUACACCUUGAUUUCUGUUUUUGGAAUUGUUUACAUUUUUUAUAUCUCUAUGUCUAUAUUUGCAUCCACCUUGUGGAACGGUAGCUUUAAAAGAAGGGUAUUGCACGAUGACAUUUUUUUUAAUCAUUUUGUCAUAUUAUCAAUCACAUGUUAGAUAACAUUGAAUAAUAUUUUAAAACAUCACUGAAUCUAUUUUUCAGUAACUUUAGAUUACAAUUAUCAGUUAAAGUUUUAACUAUGUGUAUUUUCUAACCCCUUACUAUAGGUUAAGGUUUCUAAAAUAUAUAUGAGGAAGCUGUGUCUUCUCCAGGUACUAAUGAAUGUUGUAAGGAAGUUUCUGUUAGUGUUGUCCUCAUUAUGGCUGUUGAUUGUCAUGCCUACAGAAGGUGUUACAUAGAAUAAGUGGAAUAACUAGGAUCUAAUUGUAGAACGGUCACAGCUGUACGUAAGUUCUACAGCUUCUAACUGAAAAUACUUUUCAUUUGGCCAUUUUGUUUUAACUGUGUACUUAUAUAAAGCCUCUUGCCAUCGUGUCUGUCUGUGAUGUCUACCCUAAAGUAUUAUCAGAGAAGGAAUGGAAGAAGUGAGCAUUAAUUUGCAUGUGAUUGUAUGCUAUCAGAAUUAGAUGAAACUGCAUGUAUGUGCCAAAUCCUGUUACUGGGGGCUAAUGAUUUCAACAAUUGUUUGAUCUUGAACUUUACCAAAAUUGAGCAUACUUUGAUUUGUUAGAUUUCUGUUGUUUCUUUAAGAGCUGUCUAGAUUUUCAUUACUCAAGGAAGGUGUUUUGGUCGUGAUAACUGGAAUACAGACAUUUCAAGUUUUAAUACUUAUGUUCACAUGUUUUAUUACCCAAAUGGUGAAGAAUCACUGAAGAUACAGGUGUUAUGAUACUAAAUCUGUACGUCACACGUGUGUUGUACAAGGUUGACCUUAGUUUAAUUGUUUUGAUUGGAUAACUGUGUCACACAGGAACUACUAUUUUCAUUCUUAAAAAAUCACAAGACGUCUUUUACUUUUACAACUACAAGGCAGAACUGAAGUAAUCUCAUAAAAGCUAGAGACAUUUACACACACUUUAUUAACCAAACAAGAUACUCAUGUACAUCAAAUUCACUUUGCAUUCUAUAUUAGUGAUGCAUAGAGCUACUACAGACAUUAUAUAAUCGAGCUUUGUCCAUUUGCAAUGUGCCGAUAAAUCAAGGGUCCCUAUGAGCAUGACUCACCUAACCACUUUCGCGACUUUCAAUUUGAUUUAAUGUAGUAGGUUAAGCUUGUGAAAUGGAGUCAGUUUAAACUGUCUGGACAGAUAUCUAAGACUUACGUUGGGUGCUCCGGUUGUGCCAUCAGUGUCCCCUGCGAUGCGUUUUUUGUGGCAUUGCUUCCAAAGGUAUUUGUUUAUAAAUAAACAUACACGGCUGCACGACCAGAUCAUUCAAAGUGAUCUGAUACAAAUCAAUCGUGAAAUGUGAACAAAAACAUUCCCUAUUGUUGUCUUGCGUAAAACGCUGUUAAUAGAUCAGGGUUGUCUUUUCUUUUUCCGAUGGUGACCUUGCCCUUCGUUCGAAAGCAGUCAUUGACAUGCAAGCAGACUUGAGUUUGUUGAUUUCCAGGUCUUCAGUUUCGGGUUGUACAGUCAACAUAAACAUCUUUGGCGAACACACUGAUUUCCCUCUUCCAAAAUGGUACAGACAGGAUACAAAUUCAGCUGAUAGAUCAAGGAAACCGAACCAUUUUGAUUGCAUGCUGGGACCCCGUCAUGUG
This is a messenger RNA of Haliotis rufescens (red abalone), 6128 nucleotides long. Its product is annotated as serine/threonine-protein kinase NIM1-like. The record is from RefSeq and is a predicted model, not a curated record. NCBI's taxonomy places the organism in Eukaryota, Metazoa, Mollusca, Gastropoda, Lepetellida, Haliotidae. The transcript has 4 exons. Bases 1974 to 3281 code for a protein of 435 amino acids. Gene Ontology annotation, biological process: intracellular signal transduction; microtubule cytoskeleton organization; protein phosphorylation. Gene Ontology annotation, molecular function: ATP binding; protein serine/threonine kinase activity; tau-protein kinase activity. Gene Ontology annotation, cellular component: cytoplasm.